AUGAGAAGUGCAUGUACACAUGUUGGUGGUCGCUCACCUUCCUACUGCCUCACUGAUCAAAUCUCUCUCUAUCAAUUAACCCUGAAAGAAUUUUACUUUUGGUUAUUUGGCAAAAAGCUGUUUACAUUCCGUGUUUGUCCAUCAACCAAGUUUUAUUUCAAUGGUUAUAACAACCAAUAUGACAAUGCCCCCAUUUUUACUAUAGACGAUGGCUCCCAGCCACCAGUCGUGCUGGCAGCCAAAGAAAGGAAUAUCAUUGCUGCAACAUUUACAAAUUUCUUACUAAAAAAUAUUGGUGGAUCCGAGACAUUCCAGGACAAACAAGCAUUCUUCAAUCAUGAAAUCCGACAGCUGCAUCUCAGAAGGGCACACGACAAAUUACAGAUUAAAGUCAACCGAUAUAAGUUAUUGCAAAGUUCAUACAAAGCAACCAAACAUUUUGACAUUUCUGAUUGGUGUCGCAAUUUUGAAAUUCUUUUCACUGGGGAAGAAGGUUUGGAUUGGGGAGGUUUGCGGCGAGAGUGGUUUGAAUUGUUAUGUACUGAAUUAUUUGAUCCAAACUGUAGUGGACUCUUCCGAAGAUUUGCUGAAGAUGAUUCCCAAGGCCUGGUGCAUCCUAAUUCCAAGCGACCACCAACUUUGAAAUUGAAAUAUUAUGAAUUUGCAGGCAAAAUAGUUGGCAAAUGUUUGUAUGAAUCUGCCCUUGGGGGUAGUUAUAAGCAAUUAGUAAAAGCAAAAUUUUCUCGGUCAUUCCUGGCUCAAUUGAUAGGUCUACGAGUACAUUACAAGUACUUUGAAACUGAUGACCCUGAACUGUACAAGACAAAAAUCCGUUACAUUGAGGAGAAUGAUGUCUCUGAUAUGGAGCUGACGUUUUCUGAAGAAGAAUACAGUGAAUCAGGACAACUGCUCAGAGUUAUUGACCUUGUCCCAAAUGGAUCCAAAAUCAGUGUGACCAACAAAAAUAAACUGUGGUAUUUGGACCUCUUGGCUGAACAUCGACUGUCCACUUGCAUUAAGGAUGAACUGGAGAACUUUCUGCACGGACUCAAUGAACUCAUUCCUGAUAAUCUGCUGAGUAUCUUUGAUGAAAAUGAAUUAGAGUUGUUGAUGUGUGGAACUGGUAAUUAUAGUAUAACUGAUUUCAAAUUGCACCAUUCCAUCUGUGGCACUUCUCCAGCAUUUGGCAAGGUGUUGGAUUGGUUCUGGACAAUUGUGGCCAGUUUUACAGAAGAGCACAUGGCUCGACUACUACAGUUCACAACCGGAUGUUCCCAGUUGCCUCCAGGGGGAUUCUCUGAACUUAAUCCAAAAUUCCAAAUUACUGCUGCCCCCACAUAUAACACUCUGCCAACAGCUCAUACAUGUUUCAACCAGUUAUGUUUACCUGAUUAUGACUCCAUAGAGAAAUUCCACAAGGCUCUAAUGAUUGCCAUUAACGAAGGAAGUCAGGGAUUUGGCAUGGUCUGA
Messenger RNA from Acanthosepion pharaonis, 1470 nucleotides. The record is from the annotation of a GenBank genome assembly. NCBI's taxonomy places the organism in Eukaryota, Metazoa, Mollusca, Cephalopoda, Sepiida, Sepiidae.